This is a messenger RNA of Alternaria arborescens, 1797 nucleotides long. RefSeq lists its product as hypothetical. Lineage: Eukaryota; Fungi; Ascomycota; Dothideomycetes; Pleosporales; Pleosporaceae. The record is from RefSeq and is a predicted model, not a curated record. Bases 1 to 1797 code for a protein of 598 amino acids. The transcript is spliced from 2 exons.
AUGUCACUUCAACCACCCAGCAAAGCUUCGCCUGAUCCCGCAUUCAUGAACCACCUCAUUCAUGCCUUCUCGUCGCCAUCACGUCGUCUCAUAUACUAUGUCCAGCUGUAUAUGAGAUACUACAUACCCAUGCUCUUGGGAUUAUGGCUGCUGUCGUCUGUAAUGGCACAAGACAUUCCGACUGAAUGGCUUAACGAAACAAUCACCAACUGCAGCACUAUCACAGACAACUAUGUUGGCAACGCACAGCUGAGAUUCCAAUUCAAGGACUGGGUCAACCGUGGACGGUGCAUUCGUCAAGGAACAGACGGUGGCGGGCCAUAUAAAACUUACUUAUGCUACUCCCGUCUGCAAAGCGCCAUUGCAAAUAAUCUCAAUGAGAUUCGAAAGGCGGAAUACAACGGUGCGGCUGGCGUCCUUGCGCUUCUACCAACGAUCGGAGCUUUACUUGGUACCCCUACCAACGAGAUUUGGCGCCUCCUUACAAUGAUUCCUUUUGGAGGUUUUCUAGCAAUGGCAUGUUCUUUCGGGGGAGCCAUUCUCCCUGUUAAGAUCAAGGACUAUGAGAGCGCCUUCAUGAAGAAGAAUAUAAAGGGAGACUUGCGGGGCUCAUAUAGCAGCCUUGCACUACCGACGACUAUCGACAGUAACGACCAAAACAGGAUAAAAGAACGAGCGGACAUCUUAAUGAGAAGAGUUCAAAAGAAGUUGCAGAGCGGAGCACAAAAAAAAGUCCCAAAGAUGUACAUCCUGGUUGGCCUCACGGGCAUGUCAAUCCUUUUGCUUUCCGCUCAAGUCGCAAUGAUCGUCGUGGAGCUAGGAGCUAUACUUCCAUGGUGGUGUAUAUCGAAGUGGUGGGUUCAUCUUUGGUACAUGAUGGUCAUAUUAAGUGCCGCGAUAGACAACUACGUGCAGCUCCCUUUUGAGAAGCAAUGGAGACUGUGCCUCUCAGACGUACCUUAUGACCUUACCGUCCUCGGUGGGGAUGACAUUACCAACCACCUCGCCGGUCAAAAACACGAGACUGAAAACGUUAAGACGGCCCUCAAGCAACUGAAGUCAUUCAAGACAGGCACUGUAAAGUUUACAGGUCGCCAACAAAGUCGCGCGGACGCUAUAAACACACUGUUCGUUCAGGUAUCGGUCACAAGCCAUUCGCACAAUUGGCGAAGAACGUUCACCCGUUCGCUUAGCAAAAUCACCAGCAUCGCCGUUUUCAUUGUUGGCACUGCUUGCUUUGCAUCAGCUCAACUACUAUCCAUUGCAAUAGCCACCUUCAUCUUAACAUGUGUCCUUGGAGCAGGUGUUUUCAGUCGGGCCAUCACAUCAUGGAUUGUUGCCGGUAUCGAGACAGCGGAUCCAAUGUUACACUUUGUGGCUGAUGAAGAUGAAGAAGCUUACUACGUCUUGGCUAGGCUUUUCAUGAUCAACCUAGAUGAUACAGCUAAGCCGACAAGGCGUAAAGUCCAAGUUGAACUGGGUGGCAACAUAUUCGUUGACCGACGACGAAUCACGACCCGCUCUCCAUGGCCAGCACGAUUCCUGGGAAUUCUAACGUCUCCGUAUGACGUCGCUAGAGCUGUAUACAAGACGAAAGAAGACGACGGUGUGUACGAUCUGCAUAAUCUGGAAUCUGGACUAGAUCGUCCCAACUCGUCCCAACAGCCUUUACUCAGACCAGCAUUGACGUCGAAGUCAACGUUCAAAACAGAUAUCAGUGAGACAGUAUCCAUGAACAGGCAGGCCCUUUCUCGACAGUCAACAUUCCAGAGCUUAGGCCGCAUUUCAAGUGAUUAG